AUGAAGCUGGAAGAGCUCCAUCCCAUUGAGGCCCUCCUCACGGCCGAUUUCCGCUCAAUCGAGCCUCGUCUUCAGUCCCUCGAUAAGCAUCUCAUCCUCCGCACCUACCUCCAUGGCUACACUCUUAGCGAGCUGGACACCAAGGUCUGGCAGGCCCUCCGCGGCAACCGCGCCGCUUUCUCCUUUAUCAAGCGCGGUAGUCUUGUCAACCUCGCUCGCUGGUUUGAGUUCAUCGAGGUGAUGCACCCUGAGAUCCAGGACGAGAUCAAGGCCAAGGAUGCUGCUGCCAAGGCGAAGGUCGCUGCUGCCAGCAAGGCCGGUGGUUCUUAUGCUCUUAAUCUGCAGAAUACAGACCAGGGCGUUGUUACCAGAUUCUUGCCCGAGCCUUCGGGAUACCUCCAUAUUGGACAUGCCAAGGCAGCUCUUCUCUCUUGGUACUUUGCCCAGCAGUACAAGGGCCAGCUUCGCCUCCGUCUCGAUGACACAAACCCCGACAAAGAGAAGGAGGAAUACCAGGAUGCCAUCAUCGAGGAUCUUGCCAUGAUGGGCAUCAAGUGCGAUACCCUCACCUACACCAGUGAUUACUUUGAUUAUCUUUACGAUAUGGCGAUCAAGAUGAUCAAGGAGGGACAUGCCUAUGCCGACGAUACCGACCAGGAAACUAUGCGCAACGAGAGAUGGAACGGCAUCGCUUCCAAGCGCCGCGACACGCCAGUGGAAGAGAACUUGCGCAUCUUUGAGGAGAUGAAGAAGGGUUCCGAGGAAGGCGUCCGCUACUGCCUUCGCGCAAAGCUCUCGGUCGACAACCCCAACAAGGCCAUGAGAGAUCCUGUGAUCUACCGUUGCAACGUGGACACGCCUCAUCACCGCACCGGCACCAAAUGGAAGAUGUACCCCAUGUACGAUUUCGCUUGCCCUGUUGUCGACAGCCACGAGGGCGUCACCCACGCCUUGAGGUCCACAGAGUACACCGACCGCAACCCUCAGUACGCCUGGUUCCAGAAGACCCUGCAGAUCCGCAAGGUCCAUAUGUGGGAUUUUGCGCGCAUGAACUUCGUCAAGACUUUCCUCUCCAAGCGCAAGCUUGCCAAGCUCGUCGAUACUGGAAAGGUUUGGGGAUGGGAUGACCCCCGCAUGCCCACCAUUCGUGGUGUCAGGAGAAGAGGAAUGGGCAUCGAGGCUCUGCGCGAAUUCAUUAUUGCUCAGGGACCUAGCCGCAACGUUGUUACCAUGGACUGGACCAAGUUCUGGGCUACCAACAAGAAGCACAUUGAUCCUAUCGCUCCCCGCCACACUGCUCUCCUGAAGAAGGAUAUUGUCAAGGUGCCCGUCACAGGCGCCGAGGCUCCUGCUCAGCCCUUCCAGGAGGACAGACCCAAGCAUCCCAAGAACAAGGAUAUCGGUACCAAGAAGGUGGCGUUUGGUCCCGAGAUUCUGCUUGAUCAAGCCGAUGCCAAGAGCUUCAAGGAAGGCGAGGAGAUCACUCUCAUGGCUUGGGGCAAUGCCUUUGUUCGCAACAUUGCUGAGGGUGACCCCAUCACCUCGUUGACGUGCGAGCUCAACGUGGCAAAGGGCGAUGUCAAGACGACGGAGAAGAAGGUUACCUGGCUCGCUUCUAGCCAGACUCUUGUGCCUGCCGAGCUUUGGGACUUUGACUACCUUAUCACCAAGGACACGCUGCAGGAGGAAGACAACAUGGAGGACUUCCUGAACCCCACCACCUCUACUAUGGAGGAGGCGUUCUGUGAUGAAGCUACGGCCCAGCUCAAGAGGAACGACAUCAUCCAGCUGGAGAGGCGUGGUUACUACCGUGUGGACAAGGGUCUCGAUGACUGGAAGGAGGGUGAGGAGAAGAGGCUUGUCCUCUUCAACAUCCCGACUGGCAAGACUGGAUCCAAGUAA
Podospora anserina S mat+ is the source of this 1902-nucleotide messenger RNA. RefSeq lists its product as uncharacterized. The record is from RefSeq and is a predicted model, not a curated record. Gene Ontology annotation, cellular component: cytoplasm; cytosol; methionyl glutamyl tRNA synthetase complex. The coding region runs from base 1 to 1902 and encodes 633 amino acids. Gene Ontology annotation, molecular function: ATP binding; glutamate-tRNA ligase activity. NCBI's taxonomy places the organism in Eukaryota, Fungi, Ascomycota, Sordariomycetes, Sordariales, Podosporaceae. Gene Ontology annotation, biological process: translation; glutamyl-tRNA aminoacylation. The transcript has 4 exons.